GUGGCAGCAAACGCGCGUUGGGCGCUGGGCUUGACGUGCUGGUUGCUGGGCUACGCGGACGGAUGCUUGCACCGAGCGUGUGUGCGCGUCGGGCGCUGAGCGGGACGCGCAAGAUGCAGGCGAAUGCGGACGGGCGCUGCGAGCAGGUGUGCGUUUCGCAGACGUGCGCAUGUGGGAGUCCUAUGCCUACGCGGAAUAGCGCUGGGCGUGUGCGGUCACGCGUGCGUGCGGAGCAAGUCUCCUGGGCGACGCGAGAUGCUGCACGCGUACUCCUUCCGCGCUGGGGAUGCGCGAUCGGCGACUGCGAGCAGCAGGGACGAAUGGGUGGUGCACGACUGCGUACUGGGAACGACCAGCGAUCGCACGAACAGGCGUUGGGCCUUCGUGCGACGGUCCUGGGCGUCGCUUCUGGGAGCUGGGACGGCUACUCGCGGCAGCUAUCUCUCUUUAUGGAUAAAAGGUUGUCGGGUUGGGCUUUUUGUGAGAAUUUUGAUGUGAUAGACCGGGGGCGCAUCGCCAUCCUUUAUAACCCCAUGAAAGUUGACAUCAAGAUGGAGGCCGCCUUGCCCCAA
Molecule: messenger RNA, 572 nt
Organism: Striga hermonthica
Lineage: Eukaryota; Viridiplantae; Streptophyta; Magnoliopsida; Lamiales; Orobanchaceae
Source: the annotation of a GenBank genome assembly